AUGGGGUGUGUACUAGGAAAGCAUGACCAUACCGAGAAGAAAGAAAGAGCAAUUUACUAUCUCAGUAAGAAGUUCAUUGAUUGUGAGGCAAGUUACUCGCUAAUCGAGAAGUUGUGUUGUGCUUUGGUUUGGGCUACCCGAAGGCUCAAGCAAUAUAUAUUGUAUUACACCACUUGGAUGAUCUCCAAACUUGACCAUUUGAAAUAUCUUAUGGACGUGCCUGCUCUAUCCAAAAGAUUGGCUUGUUGGCAGAUUCUAUUUUCAGAGUUUAACAUCCAAUAUGUGAUCCAUAAAGUAGUUAAGAGGAGUGCUAUAGCAGAUUUUAUAACAAGCAGGACUUCCGGAGAAUAUGAGCCACUGAGUUUUGAUUUCUCAAAUGAAGAUUUAAUAGCUAUUUCGGUGGAAGAAAUGUCUACUUCUAGCAAUGGACAUUGGAAGUUGAACUUCGGUGGUGCUUCAAACACAUUGGAGUAUGAAAUCGGGGUAAUUCUGGUCUCACAUAAUGGAGAACACUACCCUUUCACCAGCCAACUAAAUCUCGAUUGCACAAAUAACAUGGAUGAGUAUGAAUCUUUUGUUUUUGGUAUCAAAGCUUCCAUUGAAUGUGAAGUAAAAAUACUCAAAGUAUAUGGGGAUUCAGCUUUAGUAAUUUAUCAACUCUCAAGGAAGAAAGGGAAACAAAAUAUCCCAAACUGGUGGAAUAUCAUAAAUUGGUCAUGGAGCUUAUCGAAGAAUUUGAAGAUGUGA
Molecule: messenger RNA, 747 nt
Organism: Hibiscus syriacus
Lineage: Eukaryota; Viridiplantae; Streptophyta; Magnoliopsida; Malvales; Malvaceae
Exons: 1
Coding region: 1-747 (248 amino acids)
Molecular function (GO): RNA-DNA hybrid ribonuclease activity; nucleic acid binding
Source: RefSeq, a predicted model, not a curated record